Fundulus heteroclitus (mummichog) is the source of this 1716-nucleotide messenger RNA. It is a transcript of the gene dync2i2, whose product is annotated as dynein 2 intermediate chain 2. The record is from RefSeq and is a predicted model, not a curated record. The coding region runs from base 88 to 1689 and encodes 533 amino acids. The transcript is spliced from 9 exons. Gene Ontology annotation, molecular function: dynein heavy chain binding; dynein light chain binding. Lineage: Eukaryota; Metazoa; Chordata; Actinopteri; Cyprinodontiformes; Fundulidae. Gene Ontology annotation, cellular component: ciliary plasm; cytoplasmic dynein complex. Gene Ontology annotation, biological process: intraciliary transport.
UUCACCAUGGCGACGCUAGCUUCGUUAAAAAUGGCCGCCGCGGCAGCGCAGACCCGUCCCAGGCGGUUCUAGGUUGGUUCUAAUUGAAUGCGGGAACAUUUCCUCCUCAGAACAUUGAAGAUGUUCGCGGAUGAAGCUCUGGACCCGGUGACGGUGGCGUCAGUGUGGAGGAAGGCCCAGCAGGGGGCGCAGCAUUCGAGAGGCUGUCAGACCCCGGCGGUGCUCAGCGACCAUGCCGGAGUCCAGACCCGGUUCACAGCCUCCAGUUCCACCCAGACGGAACCACAGGAGCAGAACCUCCAGGAGGGAGGCCUCGGUGGUCCCGACCCACCCGGACUGGUGGACUUCCUGAAGCGGGUGGAGGACCCGGUCACCAAGGAGCUGGAGAAGAACUCCCGGAGCCACGCUUUCGAUGGUUACCAGGCGAACUGGGAGGAAGGAAGCGACCAUGUGUCUCUCCUCCACAGCCUCCAGCAUCCCGGCGCUGAAGAAUCGGGUCUCCAUGUGAGCGCCGUGUCCUGGAGCUGCACGGGUUCUGUUAUCGUCUGCGCCUACGGUCGAACCGACGACGGCGACUGGACCCACCAGAAGUCCUGCGUGUGUUUGUGGAACCUGGACCGCCGCAGGCUGAGGCCCAAACAGGCGGACCUGGUUCUGGAGGUUCCGGCAGCCGUCACGUCUGUGUGCUGUCACCCGGAGCGGCCCGCUCUGAUCGCAGGAGGUCUGUACAACGGAGAGGUGGUGGUCUGGGACACCAGCCGGACUCAGGAUCCGGUUCUGGCCCAAACCGGCAUGUCGGCAGACAGCCACAGAGAACCCGUGUAUCAGGUGGUCUGGGUUCCCCUGCAGAAGAAAGGAGACUUUGGGGUUCUGAGUUCUAGUUCUGGAGGAGAGGUUCUGCUGUGGCUGGUGGACCCAGACCAGGGCCGGCUGGUUCUGAACGCUGCGUACGCCUUCGUACGGCAGCAGCUUCCCCACAGCAGCAGCCUGAAGAGCCGGGGCAGCAGCAGGGUGGGGGUCAGCGCUCUGGCUCUGUCUCCGUGGGACGCGGACACCUUCCUGGUGGGAUCAGAAGGCGGUCUGCUGCUGCGCUGCUCCUUCUCCUGCGGCCCGCCGGCCGCCGUGGCCCCUGAGGGCCGCAGCGUGGCGCCGCGGGCCCCGGCCCGGUUCUGCUUCAGGCCCGCUGGCGGCCCGGUCCACUCCCUGCACUGCUCGCCGUUCCACAGGUACCGACUCCCGCCGCCUCAGACUGCAGCUGUUCUGACCCGCUAUGACCCGACCCGUCUCCGCAGGAACCUGUUCAUCAGCGCCGGAACCGACGGUGAGGUCCGGUUGGGCUCGCUGCUGCAGGCCGACCCGCUGCUGGCGGUCCGGGUGUCGGACUCGUACGUCUUCCAGGCCCAAUGGUCCCCCAGCAGGCCGCUGGUGUUCGCAGCCGCCACCGGACAAGGUGAGGUCCAGAUCUUUGACCUGGCCCGGAAGUCCCUCCGGCCCGCCGCCACCAUCCGGGACGGCGCCGCGGACCGGACCGCCACCUGCCUGGCCUUCAACGGCGCCGACCCGCGGCUGCUGGCGGCGGGCCGGUCCGACGGUACCGUGGGGGUGUGGCUGCUGAGCUCGGACCUGACGGAGCAGAGGGCGGAGGAGAGCCUGCGGCUGGAGCAGAUAGCCAAUCAGGUGGCAGAGUGAAAUAAAGGCGACCCGUUUCCAUGGUAA